Molecule: messenger RNA, 2600 nt
Organism: Plutella xylostella (diamondback moth)
Lineage: Eukaryota; Metazoa; Arthropoda; Insecta; Lepidoptera; Plutellidae
Source: RefSeq, a predicted model, not a curated record
GCCGCCAGUGGUCGCCGUUGGUCGUGUUUAUGAAGCAGAUCGCGGUCAAAGUACACAUGGGCUGCACAUGUUUCAAAUAAACGUAUUGAAUACUUUCGGCGAAUAUUUUCUGCGAGAAUUCACCUACCAACUGCGCUGACAAGUCAUGUUGGAUGUUGGACUGGGAAAAAAAAUCGCGAAAAUUAACUCUUGUUUGUUUUGGAGGAGAAAACUCCGACUGUCAAUUUUCCAGUGAUGUGUUUAUAAUGUGAAGGAUUUAUGAUCUGUGAAUGACAUGUGAAGGCGGGAGAUUCGAUUAGUUUGUGCGAAGUUCCAGCUGAUCGCGGGGUUUCUGAAAUGUUAAUAGUUGAGUGAAAGUGUGUUGUGAGUGCGAUGCGGCCGGGUCACAGUCGCCUAGCCAACAUUCUGGCUUGCCCUUGUAAACCACAUAACUUUUAUGCAACUCGUAUGCCAGUGUAGUUUUGAGUGUAGUAAAAUAACUGUACCUAUCUAUACAGAAUGCCGUUCACAAUGCGCGAGGGGGGCUUCGCGGUGGGGGACUACGUGUCGUUCGGCGUGCUGUGCGCGGCGUCGUGCGCCGGCGGGCUGUGGUACAGCGCCGUGGGGUCGCGCGCCAAGAACGUGCUGGACGUGAGGGACUACCUGCUCGGGGGGAAGACUAUGAGCACUUUCCCUGUCGCCAUGUCCUUGAUUGCCAGCUACGUGUCCGGGGUGACGAUCCUGGGCACGCCGGCGGAGAUCUACAACUACGGCGCGCAGUACUGGCUGGUGGUGGCGGGCGUGGCGCUCAGCUGCGCGGUCGUCGCCGCCGUCUACCUGCCCGUGUUCUGCACGCUACGGCUGUCUUCGUCUUAUGAGUACUUAGAGUUGCGGUUCAACCGACACGUGCGAGCCGUGGCGUCGGUGCUAUUCCUAUUAGAUGAGGUGCUGUUUUUACCAAUGGUAGUUUAUGUUCCUGCAUUAGCAUUUAAUCAAUUAACGGGUUUGAAUGUGUUCGCCGUUGGAGGAAUUAUGGUCAUAAUUUGUGGCCUUUAUACAGUAUUAGGUGGUCUCCGCGCGGUGGUGUGGACGGACUCGGUGCAGACGGGCGUGAUGUUCGUGGGCGUGGUGCUGGUGGCGGCGGCGGGCACGCUGGCCGCGGGCGGCGCGCGGGCCGUGCUGGCCGUGGCUGCGGAGACCCACCGCGCCGACUUGAACAAUUGGAGUUUCUCCAUGUACGAGCGGCAGACGGGCUGGGGCUCGGUGGUGGGCGGCAUGCUGUACUGGACCUGCUUCAACUCCGUCAACCAGACCAUGGUGCAGCGCUACAUCUCGCUGCCCUCCAAGAGACAGGUCUUGUACGCACUAGCAAUCUUCUGCUGCGGCGCCAUAUUAGCCAUAUCUCUCUGCGUGUGGUGCGGUCUGGCGGCGUGGGCGGCGUGGGUGCAGGGCGGCUGCCACCCGGCCGGGAAGCCGCUGGUGGACGACCGCCUGCUGCCCGCCUUCGUCACCUGGGUGGCUGACACCCAGCACCUACCGGGGUUGGCUGGCGUGUUCUUGGCCGGGGUCUUUGGAGCUGGAUUGAGCUCCCUGUCAGCAGUCCUCAACGCGUGUGCCCUCGUGGUGAUCGAGGACAUCCUGCACGGCUGGCUCAAGCUGCAACUGCGUCCGUUCACUGAAGGCAUGCUGGCUAGGGGCUGCACCGCGCUGCUGGCUGUGGUCUCUGUUGUUAUGCUGGUGGUUAUUGCGAAGCUGGGGGGAGUGCUUGGAGUAGCAACAGCCCUAUCCGCCAUCGCUGCCAGCACAACAUGCGGCAUCUUCACACUGGGCAUGGUGUGCUGGUGGGUGGGCCCGCGCGGCGCGCUCGCCGGCGGCGUCGCCGGGGCGCUCAUGGCCGGCACCGUGUCGCUGGGCACCCAGGCUGCGGCCGCAAGUGGACUGCGGGCGCCGCCCAUCCCGCUCACAGAACAGUGCAUGAGGAAUUCUUCAUACGUUUUCUUGGGAACUCUGGACCCGGAAACAGUAUUCCCUCUAUUCCGACUAUCCUACCAUUGGAUCGCGCCACUGGGCUUGUUCACAACUCUCCUAGUGGGUUCCAUCGUGGGCUACUGCUUCGACAACAAGAAGCAGAUCAAGCUGGACGCGGAGUUGUUCACCCCGGUGGUAUGGCGGUUUCUGCCGACAGAGGCGCUGGUGAAUGCGGGGGACACUCGGCGAGCCCUCAGCCGCGGCGCGGGGUCGCCGCCGCCCUCCGCGCCGCUCAUCAUGGGCAGCGUCAGCGCGGAAAUCAAAGUAAACACUGACGAUCCCAGCUGAUUUUAAUCCUGGAAAAAUUAAAGAAUCAAUUUCGACCUACUUAUACUUUUAAGGAUUAUUAAUUCACAAAAUAACUUUACAAUGUGUGUGCGUACAGUGCGUAGUGAUGUACCUACUGCCUUAGAUUAGAAGUAAAUUGAAAUAUACACUCACAAGCAAUUAAAAUUUCCGGUGACAGGUGAAAAAAAAACUGAAAUAAAAUCGUGGAAGAAACAUUUAAACAAGCCAAGAAUAGAGAGUGCUGCAAAGAGCUGACUGCCAACCUCCAAUUAUGGAGAGGCACUAUAAGAAGAAGACAGGUGAAA